GUCGUUCUGAUGUGUCUGAAGGCAGCACUAUAAUCUGGAUUCUUUCGAGGAUGAAUGGAUCGCAGCAGAUAAGCUGCAGCACUUUGUGAGCUGCGGGCUGAUCUCUGCAAUCGCCUUCAUAACUGCAAGCCUCUUUCGCAGAUCGCACCAGUAUCGACUAAUUCUAGGCGUAUUAUCAGGCUUUAUUGUCGGUAUUGCCAAAGAGCUUGGGGAUUACCUCCAGGUGAACUAGUCAAAUGCUCUGCAUCGAUGCCUUGAUCCUUUGCAUGAAGUCUUUCUUGCAGCCCUUGUAGUGCUGGAGAGCUGCAACGUUCUCCCUCGUGCAUUUCACUGGCGCUCAGCUACAUCUGCUGAGCAGGCAGCAUGAACGCAAGCCAGAGUCCCGCUCGCCUGAGGUUCCUAGCAGCCAGGGGAUCUGCCUGAAAGGGGUACCAUUGCAUAACACCUAGGUGCCAGAAGACAUGGCGCUCGUCCCGUUUAGAGUGUCAGGUGCAGCCGCGGAUCAGUCUCUGGAGCAUCGCAUGUUCCAAAUUGGUGGCCACACCAUCAGAGUCCGGCAGAACCCUGCGGGGAGCGGCGCGCACCACCACAUAAGGGCGCAGCAGGACGCACAAAGCCGGCAGGAUGGGGAAAAGGAAGAGAGCAAGGAGGAGCUGGAUAAUGUGGGACUGGUAGUGUGGCAGAGUGCGUUUGUGCUGGCCGAGUUUCUGGUGUCCCAUGCGCCCAUGGGGGACUGGCGCGACGUGCGCACUGUGGAUCUCGGCACAGGGACAGGUGUAGUGGGCAUGGUACUGGCACUGGCUGGGGCGGAGGUCACCCUGACAGACCUGCCGCAUGUGACAUGGCUCGCGCGGGAGAACGUUGCUGCCAACUGCGAUUCGCCCCUCAUCAGAGCCCAGGUGGUGGACUAUGCAUGGGGCGAUGACGUAACGGCGUUGCCCGCAUGCCCAGACCUGAUCACAGGCGCAGACAUCGUGUACCAGGAAGAGCACUUCCCACCGCUGCUGCAGACUCUGAAGCAGCUGGCAGCCCCCCACACCCUCAUAUUCCUCUCCUUCAGACUGCGAGGUCGUGGAGAGGACAGGUUUGAGUAUAUGCUAGCAGAGGAAGACUUUGCAGUCAUGAGAAUACCAGAGCAUGCACUGCAUGAGGAGUACAGGGAUGGGCAGUAUCGUGUGCUGAGAGUGUGCAAGCGGGGAGGAUGAUAUCCAGUGCACAUGCAAAAGGACAAAACCACAGCACGCGGCAUGUUAACAACUACUUCUAAAUAUUCUACGUGGGAGCACUUCUGCAGUCACAAAAAUGGCCUUAUGCCCUGCAAGUGCCUGCCAGUGCUUAGCAGCUUGAAUAUGCUUAUCACGGUGUCAUGGGUUUUCAAAUUGAUUGCAGUUCAUCCUUGUAAGAGAUAGUAACGUAGUAAAGACGGGUCAAACUUGUGCUCUUAGAUUGUUCAACAGUACAUUUCAGAAUAGCAGUUGCUCAAAGCAGCUUAUUUACCAUCUUUGUCUGUUCUCAGAAUUUGCACUCUUUGAUGCUCUUACAGUUCCAGUCUCUUGCCAUUCUGUUCUUUAAGUACUGCAGGAUGGCCACUUUACAAAUAAUUUACCAGACGCGAAUUGUUUUUGCCAGGCUGUAUUCUGUAGGUCCCAGUAGCCUUGUCAUACAAAGCAAUAUACUGCAACACACUAGUGUAAGAAGUUCAAUC
This is a messenger RNA of Coccomyxa subellipsoidea C-169, 1705 nucleotides long. RefSeq lists its product as hypothetical. Bases 462 to 1205 code for a protein of 247 amino acids. Lineage: Eukaryota; Viridiplantae; Chlorophyta; Trebouxiophyceae; Coccomyxaceae. The transcript is spliced from 6 exons. The record is from RefSeq and is a predicted model, not a curated record.